ACAAAAAGGGGGGGAGUGAGACCUCUUACCAUGGUUAUAUUUCCGAAAUACGACUGAAAAAGUGUUUGAAGACGGCACAUUUUCUGUCAAAAAGUUACGAGCUUUUCAUGAAAAGAAUUUAAAGUUGAGGCGGCUAACUUUGUAAGCUAGCUCAGUGUUGAAGACACACAGAAAGGAUGAGUGGAGGCCCGUACAAGUCCCUGUUUUUCCUCAAGCUUCCAGACCUGAACAAGCUGGCAUGUGUCCCCAUGAAGCUUCACGAGGAUGAGGAGGGCGAGCCGAGGAGCAAACAGAUGAAGACCUGCAGGGAGCUGGUGCUGCUGUUUGACGACGUGCUGGCCUGUCCUUCGCUGGACUCCUUCACAGACAUCACUGUGGUCGUGGCUGUGCAGUUUUUCCACAGAGGGAUCCUCCAGGCGUUUGCACAGAGGAACCAUCUGCAGCUGGGUCGUCCUCAGAGUGUGCUAGCGGGUGACCUCCAGUGCUGCCUGUCCUACUCUCUGAUCAGCAGACUGUCUCCCCGCUGGAACAAAGCUGGCCUCCACCUCGUCUGCGGAAAAGACUUCCUGACUGAGGGAGGCCGACUCAACGCCGUCAGCAUGGAGCUCAGCAGCAGGGAGGGCCAGCUGUGCAUGAGCCUGGAGGCCAACGCUGUGCGACUGCCUCCACCCACACUGCAGGACUUGGGUCUGCCCCUGCUGGUGCUCAGCCGGUUCUGCAGUGACCCCAACGCCGUGCUCGACUCCGCCUCCAUUGGGGGACCCAUCUGGUGUCACGUGCUGCCCAGCAUGAAGAAAGGUCAGAUCGUGAGCAUCAGCCGCCAGCUGCCUGCAGACGGGCCGUUCUGGACCUACAGGGACCUGCAGAACCACUGGAACCGCCUGUAUGGAUACAGGCUCCCGGAGCUGGGGGAGGACGAGGUGGUGUACUGUAGCGUCUACUUCAGACCGGUGGGAGAGCGCCUCUUCACAUACCCUCUGAGCUGCAUCCGGCUGCAGCCCGUGCAGCGUUUUCCUCGAGUCGACCUGCAGGGGGUGCUGUGCUCUUUCAUGUCCGACGUCAGGAGCAGACUGCGCAGUGUGUGCGGCUUUGCUGCACAGCUGAGCGGAAAACCCUGCUAUCACACCGUGAACCUGAGCACGGCUGCCUCCAUGCAGGUGCAGACCAGCGAGCAGAUCAACCUCACCACCUCCUUCUUCAUCAGGCCAGUGCUGACUGAGCUCCCCUCAUCGGGUCCGGCCCUGCAGCUGUCGGCCCGGAUCUCUGCUUCCCAACCGGACCCAGCUCAGAACCGAAGUGGAUUCAGAGCUGGAGCUGAAGUCUGGCCUUCAUCUGGGAUCUCCUCUGCCUCCCGCGCUUCUGCUUCUAUUUCCUCGCUCCCUGGAACAAAUGUGUCCAUCUCUGUCUCUUCUUCUUCUCUACAAGUGUUCCAGCCUCCUUCAUCCCUCUCUUCCUCCUGCCCCUUGGUGCUCCCAACCCCCCCUCCUCAGAGUCACUUCAGCUCUCCCCCCAAACUACUGCCCAUCUUCAGGAACAAGGACCCGACACGUCACGUCAACGUGGCUCUGCUGAAGGUCCAGAAGCUGAAGAAACAGCAGAGUGGAGGCACGGAGGAAAAGGCGAGGGUGACACUCCCCACCUUUGCUCGGAAGACCCCCCUUUUGGCAGCAUCACUCCCUCCCCCUCCACGUCCCCCCCCAAUGGUCCCAUGCUUCCGCCGUCGUCCCAAACUGCACGACAUUACUGCAGCUCUUCAACCGUCUCAGUCCAACGUCACACACACAUCCAGCCUGACCCCCAUAUCCAGGGUCAAACCCAUGACCAUCUGCCCCCCAGCGACAGAGACCAAACCCCGAGCGAUCAUCAAGAUCCAGCAGGAGGUCAGCUCUGGAGGAGACCCUGAUGCUAAAUAUGAAUCUCAGCAGAAAAAACAAGUGUCAGAGGCAGCCGACUGCUGCAGCAGGAAGAGAGCCAAGCAGAAGAAAAACGGAGCUGCACUCCAACAUGUGGAGGUGGAGAAGAUGGCUAGCAGCAACCAGCUCUCCCAGCUGAGCUCUGCAGCUCUGCUGCGGUGGUUGAAACAGAGAGAGGUUCCUGUCAGUGCCAAACUGAGGAAGGAGGAGCUGAUCAUGAAGGUCAUGAGGUGUCUGACUGAAACCUGAGACACCAACACACAGAGUUCAGAAACAAAGACGCGAGUUUGGACUUGUUCCUGCAAAUGAGGAAUUUCUGUUCUGCUGCAGCUUCAGCAUUUCUCCUUUAGUCUUUUUCAGACUGCAGUUUAUUCCAGUUAACGAUAAAGAAAGGUUGAAGGUUUUCACAGCAAAGCUGUUUUUGUUGCAUGUUGUUCCAAUAUUCCAGUGGCAAAGUAACCCUUUCUAAAGCCUCCACAUAUUGGUUUAUUUAUUUGUGUCUACUCUUCAUGUUGUUUCCUGUUCAAUGCCAGUGAAGUGUUUAGUUAAGUUAUUAAAAAAAGUUUGUAUUAUUGCA
Molecule: messenger RNA, 2490 nt
Organism: Oryzias latipes (Japanese medaka)
Lineage: Eukaryota; Metazoa; Chordata; Actinopteri; Beloniformes; Adrianichthyidae
Source: RefSeq, a predicted model, not a curated record